CUAAACGGUGCGUUUUGCUUCGCUUUUUUCCAUUUCUUUCCACGACUGGAUGGAUAGUGAAUCCCUACGCCUAAAACCCUAACAUACCAUCACAUAAACCUCCAUUCCCGCCACACACACACAAGGGAACUACUCUCUUGCUGCAGACUAAACCUAACCACCACACCUGACGGUGCCGUUACAAAUACCUCCGCCAUCCUCAACUGACGGCGCUGUCACAAACCCCCCUCCAUCCCCAACCUUCAACAACAUCUAACAAUGAACUUCAGAUUCCAGAACCUUCUCGGAGCUCCUUACAGAGGAGGCAACGCCGUCAUCUCCAACAACACCCUUCUACUAUCACCUGUCGGCAACAGAGUCUCCGUCACCGACCUCCGAAAAUCCGAAACAACAACACUCCCUAUCCAAGCCUCUUCCAAUAUCUCCCGGAUAGCUGUCUCCCCUGACGGCACCUUCCUCCUCGCUAUUGACGACAACAACCGUUGCUUAUUCAUCAAUCUCCGCCGCCGCGCUUUACUCCAUCGCAUUACCUUCAAACACCGUGUUGGUGCUGUUAAAUUUUCCCCUGACGGAGGACUCAUCGCUGUUGCUGCUGGGAAGCUUGUUCAGAUCUGGAGAUCCCCUGCUUUUCGCAAGGAGUAUUUUCCUUUUGAAUUGGUUAAAACUUUUGCUGAUUUUCAUGCUAAAAUCACUGCUUUUGAUUGGAGUCCUGAUUCUAAAUACUUGCUUGUAGCGUCCAAGGACCUCACUGCGAGAAUAUUGUGUUUGAAGAAACUUAGUGGCGGUGAUAAGUAUAAACCUUUUUUGUUUUUAGGCCAUAGGGAUUCAGUUGUAGGUUCUUUUUUCGGUGUUGAUCCUAAAACUAAUAAGGUUUCUAAGGUUUAUACAGUUACUAGGGAUUGUUAUUUGUUAAGCUGGAGUUUUACUGGCGACGAGGACGAGGAAUCCUCAGCGCCUCCAUCGCCAGGGACACCGGAUAGGGAAUUGGAAGGGGAAUUGAAAGUUGGAGAUGAUGGUGUUGUGAAGAAGAGAAAGGAACGGGAAGCCGAGGAUGGGGGUGGGUACUUAUGUAGAGGUAAAUGGGAAUUAUUGAGGAAGGAUUGUUUUAAUCAGGCGCCAGCAAAGGUUUCGGCUUGCCAUUAUCAUAGAGGGUUAGACAUGGUGGUUGUUGGAUUUUCAAAUGGUGUGUUUGCGUUGUAUCAGAUGCCGGAUUUCGUGUGCAUCCAUAUGAUGUCCAUAUCAAAAGAGAAGAUCACCACUGCUUUGUUUAAUGACCUUGGAAAUUGGUUGUCUUUUGGUUGUGCCAAACUGGGUCAGCUCCUUGUGUGGGAGUGGCGGUCUGAGAGUUAUAUUUUGAAGCAGCAGGGUCAUUACUUUGAUGUCAAUUGUGUGGCAUAUUCGUCGGACUCUCAACUCCUUGCUACCGGAGCAGAUGAUAAUAAAGUGAAGGUUUGGACUGUUUCCUCGGGCUUUUGCUUUGUUACGUUUUCUGAGCACACUAAUGCUGUUACAGCUCUGCAUUUUAUGGCAAAUAACAAUAGCCUGCUCAGUGCAUCUCUUGAUGGGACUGUUCGUGCAUGGGAUUUAAUACGUUAUCGGAAUUUUAGGACGUUUACCACUCCUUCUUCAAGACAGUUUGUUUCUCUGGCAGCAGAUCAAAGUGGUGAAGUGAUAUGUGCAGGCACUUCAGAUUCAUUUGAGAUAUUUGUUUGGUCGAUGAGAACUGGCCGUUUGUUAGACGUGCUUAGUGGUCACGAAGCUCCUGUUCACGGGCUAGUAUUUUCUCCUACAAAUGCUGUUUUGGCUUCAUCAUCAUGGGAUAAGACUGUUCGGUUGUGGGAUGUGUUUGAUGGGAAAGGAGCAGUUGAAACAUGGCCACACACACAUGAUGUUUUGACAGUAGCUUAUCGUCCAGAUGGAAGACAGCUAGCUUGCAGUACAUUGGAUGGGCAAAUUCAUUUUUGGGAUCCAAUAGAUGGUGUACUGAUGUAUACAAUUGAAGGUUCUAGAGAUAUUGCUGGAGGUCGUCUUAUGACUGACCGUAGAACAUUUGCUAACUCAAGUACCGGGAAGUGCUUCACAACCUUGUGUUAUUCAGCUGACGGAAGCUACAUAUUAGCCGGGGGCAGUAGCAGAUAUGUCUGCAUGUAUGAUGUUGCCGAUCAGGUUUUGUUGCGACGCUUCCAGAUAACUCAUAAUCUUUCAUUAGAUGGUGUGCUUGACUUUUUAAACUCAAAGAAUAUGACCGAAGCUGGCCCUCUAGAUUUGAUUGAUGAUUAUAACAGUGACAUUGAAGAAGGUGUUGAAAGACAAACACGAGGGAACCUAGGACAAAAUAUGCCAGGAUCUGUAGCUAACCGCGGAAGACCUAUUAUUCAAACAAAAUGCCUUAGAAUUGCACCUACUGGGAGGAGUUUUGUAGCAGCAACGACCGAGGGAGUUUUAGUUUAUUCUGUUGACGAAUCAUUCAUAUUUGAUCCAACUGACCUAGACAUAGAUGUCACACCAGAGGCUGUUGAUAAAGCGCUGGAUGCAAAUCAACCAAGUAGGGCAUUAAUCCUCAGCCUUCGCUUAAACGAAGACUCUUACAUUAAAAAAUGUAUUUUUGCCGUUAGUCCAGCAGAUAUUCCAGCAGUUGCCACAUCAAUCCCAUACAGUUACCUUCAGCGAUUAAUUGAUGCACUUGCAUCUCUUCUAGAAAAUUGCCCGCAUUUGGAGUUCAUACUUCGAUGGUCUCAGGAGCUCUGUAAAAUCCAUGCAAAUUCAAUCCAGCAGAACUCUAGAAGUUUGCUCCCAUCAUUAAAAUCAUUACAGAAGUCCAUUACUAGUAUACAUCAGGAUCUUGCAGAUACAUGCUCCUCCAAUGAAUAUAUGCUGCGAUAUUUAUGCUCUUCUAGCGCAAGUAAAUAAUUGAAGGCCACAAUUCACAUGCUGGGUAGUAGGCUUUGCUCAGAAAACUUCGUCCAUUUAGAUUGUGUUAUUUUAAUAUGGUAAUGUUGAGCGCUAUUGCAUUGGAGCAAAAUCAGGAAUCAAAGCAAGAUUUGCUAUAGUUUGGCCUCAUUGCGAAACUAACCUCGUAGCAUUCUUUAAAGGAGUUUAUCCUUGAAUACCAAUUUUGUUCCUGGAUGUCGUGGUGGCAUCUGUAAGGUUUGUUUCAUGGCCUAAUUGCAACUCUCAACAGAGACAGGUCAACUGUUACACACUCCAGUGACAUUUUUUUAAUGCAUUGGUCUUUAUAGAUUGCAGUAGUUGAAGUUCCAGAUAUCCGGUAUUGCAUUUUGAAUCAUAUAUGUUAGGAACUAUUUGAUGAAAAUUGUUACGAGGUUGUGUCAGAAAUUUUGCCCAAGUAAUAUCUUGUUUUGUUCAAUGUAUAAUUUAAAAAGUUCAAUGUUAGAAAAUUUUGAUUGAUACA
This is a messenger RNA of Lathyrus oleraceus (garden pea), 3412 nucleotides long. Its product is annotated as periodic tryptophan protein 2. Gene Ontology annotation, biological process: ribosomal small subunit assembly; maturation of SSU-rRNA from tricistronic rRNA transcript (SSU-rRNA, 5.8S rRNA, LSU-rRNA). The record is from RefSeq and is a predicted model, not a curated record. Gene Ontology annotation, molecular function: protein binding. Gene Ontology annotation, cellular component: small-subunit processome; Pwp2p-containing subcomplex of 90S preribosome. Lineage: Eukaryota; Viridiplantae; Streptophyta; Magnoliopsida; Fabales; Fabaceae. The transcript has 7 exons. The coding region runs from base 259 to 2910 and encodes 883 amino acids.